GCGCAGUAACUUUAAUUUGUGUGCGCUAGCAACAAAGCAGAAGUGACCGAGAGUGCUAAGUGGCAAGAAGUAACAAAGAUCGAGCGUGCAGUGAAAGACCAGUUCGAAAAUGUUGUGGUCACUCAUCGGCAUUGGCGUGUUCGUGUAUGGCGUCGUUUACCUCUUGGCUCUGCUCCUCCUGGACUGCGAUCUGGAGCUCGCAAUCUACGAAAGAUUCGGAAAAAGCAUCGGUCGACUGAAAGGUAAAGUGUGCUUCAUUACCGGAGCAUCGAGUGGCAUUGGUGAACAAACGGCGAUCGUAUUGGCAAGGCAUGGGGUCAAACUGGUGCUGGCAGCGAGAAGAAGGGGCGAAUUGGAACGAGUUAAGAGGGCAUGUUUAGAGGAAUCGAAAGGUGUUCUGCAGGACAACGAUGUCCUGGUGCUGCCCAUGGAUCUGUGCGAUUUAAAUUCGCACAAGGCACUCUUCGAUAGGGCGGCGAGACACUUCAACGGCAUAGACAUACUCUUCAACAAUGCUGGUAGGAGCCAGAGGGCCGUCUUCGAGAACAUCGAAAUGUCCGUGCACAAGGAACUCUUCGAGCUGAACGUCUUUUCUGUGGUGAAUCUGACGAAGAUCGCCAUCGAUCACUUCAAUCAGAGGGGUUCCGGUCAAAUCGCGGUCACCUCGAGCAUUGCCGGUGUCAUGGGUGUGCCGUACUCCGCCUCGUACACGGCUUCCAAACACGCAAUACACGGAUUCAUGAACUGCCUGAGGACGGAGAAAACGGGUAAACAUAUCGCCGUGACCCUGCUGUGUCCCGGUCCGACAUUUACCAAUUUCCUGCAGGAAAGUUUCACCGGAAAAUCGGGAGAGAAAUACGGAGAGACUGUCCAAUCCACCGAUAAAAGAAUGACUGGGCAGAGGUGCGGUCAACUGUGCGCAAUUGCCAUAGCAAACAAGACCAAAGAAUCGUGGAUGGCCGUCUUUCCUCUCAUACCCUUCGUAUAUCUGUACACGUACUUUCCCACCAUUUACGGCAUCAUGUUGAAGAUGGUCGGGCCAGAGAAGAUGUUCAAACUGAGAGAUAGCAACGAGAAGCUCGCAGAGGACUACAAGAACUGAACUUUUGGUUAUGGGUGAUUACCGAUACACUUCAUAAUUAAGCUUCUUCUUCUUCUUCAACUUCUUUCCAGCUCUUCCAUUUGACACUUAAACUGUUGAGGAAGAAUCUUUUAUAUCUAAUGGCACUAAUCCAAUACUAAAUUUAUAAUCCUAACACAUAUUUUUAAACAGUAACAAUUAUCAUUCCUUAUUCUUUCAAACUAAUUCUAUAAAUGCUCGAACGUUGAAGAAAAAAAAAGCAACAAAACCAUUUCUCUAAAUAUAUAA
Nicrophorus vespilloides is the source of this 1369-nucleotide messenger RNA. Its product is annotated as dehydrogenase/reductase SDR family member 7. NCBI's taxonomy places the organism in Eukaryota, Metazoa, Arthropoda, Insecta, Coleoptera, Silphidae. Gene Ontology annotation, molecular function: oxidoreductase activity. Bases 110 to 1102 code for a protein of 330 amino acids. The transcript is spliced from 7 exons. The record is from RefSeq and is a predicted model, not a curated record.